This is a messenger RNA of Drosophila obscura, 3894 nucleotides long. RefSeq lists its product as uncharacterized. NCBI's taxonomy places the organism in Eukaryota, Metazoa, Arthropoda, Insecta, Diptera, Drosophilidae. The transcript is spliced from 3 exons. The coding region runs from base 1 to 3894 and encodes 1297 amino acids. The record is from RefSeq and is a predicted model, not a curated record.
AUGCCUUCUGGUGGAAAGAAAGUCAGCAAAAAACUAAAGCGUGUAAGCUCGCAGAGUGACGCCAAGCCGCCCAGCUCUUCCGCAGCAGUUACUACACCCACUUCGUCGCGUUCGCCCUCACGCCCGCAAGGUCCGACCACUUCCAAGGUCUGCCACUCCAUUUUCGACACCCUCUUGUGUCCCUCACCAUCCACGUGCACGGUUCCAGGAACAAUGGCCCAAUCUGCCGCCAGCUCUGCACGGUCUAGGUUUGUUUUGGCUACAGGCCGGCUCACUCACUUUGACCAGAAACUUAAUGCUCCUGAUGCCCGCACCCCAACCAUCUCUCUUUCUCAAGUCCGCCGGGAACAGAUCCGAGGCAUGUGGUUGGAGGUCGAAUCGGAGUAUCGAGCCUGUUCUGCACUUCUAGCAACAGAGGAUCCAGAUGGUCAAGUUGAGGUCCAAGACAUAUACGAUGAAUGUUACGCGGUGUACGAGCAAAGUUUAGCUGAACUCAACGACCAUCUCCAGCCCCCAACUGUCAUUCCGACCGCGCAACCAGCCGUCCAGGUGCAAAUGUCCAACGAUUGCCGCCUUCCCCCAUGCGACACGGAGGUUUUCAGUGGAGACUACCAGCAGUGGCCCACGUUCCGAGACCUAUUCACCGCCAUCUACAUAAACAACGCCAGGUUGACUCCGGUGGAGAAAUUAUACCACCUCAACCGGAAAACGAGCGGUGAAGCCCACGACAUAGUUGCACAGGCCCCGCUUACGAAUGAUGGGUUUGAAUCUGCCUGGAACCACCUUCGUGAGCGUUUCCAAAAUAAACGGCUGAUACUCAAGGCCCAGUUGAAGAUCCUUUUCAGCUUUCCUUCCAUCCGAUCUGAAUCUGGAGCCGCCUUAAAGGAGCUCCAGAGGUCUGUCCACAAAUGCCUCACGACCCUUCAGCACUCCGAGGUGUCCACCGACAGCUGCUUUGCAGAUGGCGUGCUGGUGUACCUCAUUACCGCGAAGUUACCAAAGGCGACCGUGGAGCUUUGGGAACAAUCGGUUCCGAAUAAAUUCGAGGUUCCGACUUGGCGCGCCAUGAACAAGUUCUUAGAGGAGAGAUACCUCUCUCUCGAGGCGACCGAGGACGGUCAUCCAGGCAUCGAGCCGCACUACAAUUCCCGUCCAAGCCUUCCCACUCCUGCACAUCGACGAGUGAACUCCUUUGAGGGGAGAAUCUCCAACAAGGCGCGCACUUGCGACCUCUGUUCCAGGAGCUAUCAUCCUGUGCGAUCAUGCCCGGUCAAGCUACAUUCAGCAGAAACAACUCUGCUUAAACUGCUUCGCGCGAGGACACCAACUCCGGGACUGCACCAGCGCACUCCGAGUGGCUCCAACUGUGCUCCCAGUCCUCACACCACACAAGCCCCUGCCACCAUACAGUCCACUUCCUCUUCUCUUCCUUCGUCCAACGACUCAGCCCAUGUCCAGAGCUAUUGCGCUACAAAUGUACACCAGGUGCUACUGGGCACAGCAAUAGUGGACAUUUGUCAUGCCGGCACAAGAUACAAGGCUAGAGCCCUGAUCGACUCCGGAUCUGAGGCCACCUUUAUUACUGAGCGGAUGUUCAAAAUCAUUCGGCCCCCCUUCCAAGCCGUCCAGGCUCAAGUCUCUGGUUUGAGUCAAACGGUAGCGGCCAAGGCCCAGAAACUCUGCCACUUCACGAUCGGCUCCGCCUUAAGGCCCGGCCUCCAGGUUGAGACCACGGCGUACGUUCUUCCGCAAUUGGCGGGUAACCUCCCGUCAUACCCUGUACCGCAGAACUACAUGACAGACCUUCCUAAACUCCAUUUAGCGGAUCCCUCCUUUCAUCGCAGCGCGCAGAUAGACGUGCUCAUAGGCGCUGAUAUCCUUCCAUCCAUCCUUUUAAGCGGCUUCCGGUCCAACAUUUGUGGCUCGCUCUUGGGCCAAGAGACUAUCUUCGGAUGGGUCCUAUCCGGUCCUGUCGCAGCUGACUCGUCUCGAAUCAUCUCUUCCUUCACCACGAAGAUCUCGGUCAGCUCUGACGUCCGACUCGAGAAACUUCUCACAAGGUUUUGGGAGACCACGCAGCGAGCUCCCGACGGGAGAUACAUCGUCACUCUUCCAUUCAAAUGUCCAGAAAAGAUAGACUUGGGCUACUCGAGGCCUUCGGCCCACGCCCAGUUUCUGAGAAACGAGCAGCGUCUGCAGCGAAACUUGCCUCUCAAGAAGCAGUACGACGAUGUCAUUCACGAGUAUUUAGAGCUAGGCCACAUGAAACAGGUUCCACCUAGUCAUGACUCUGGCCAUUUCUAUCUUCCACACCAUGCCGUUUUCAAGCCAGAAAGCACAACGACCAAGGUGCGCGUGGUCUUCAACGCGUCCAGCCCGUCCUCGAACGGAAGAAGCCUUAAUGACGUAUUGCAUUCAGGGCCAGUCCUUCAGUCCGACUUGACCACGCAAAUCCUUAAGUGGCGCGUAUUCCGUUACGUUUUCAACGCCGACAUCAAUAAGAUGUAUCGGCAGAUCCUCGUGGCGCCACAACACACUCCCUACCAACGGAUAAUCUUUCGCAAUCCUAACGGGGACGUGUGCGACUAUGAACUCGAUACGGUCACCUUCGGAGUCAACUGCGCGCCAUUUCUCGCCAUUCGCGUCCUAAGGCGACUUGCACAUGAAGUGCAUCCUCGGUUCCCAAUGGCAAGCGACAUCCUGGCCAAUUACAUGUACGUAGACGACGUUCUAGCUGGUGCACAUACCCAGCCUCAGGCAAUUUCCGCCAUCGCCGAGUUGCGAGAAGCACUCGAUUCCGCCGGCUUUCCACUCCGAAAAUGGACCGCAAAUCAGAAGGGCGUGCUGAGCGACAUCCCUCUCGAGCACUUACUGCGAGCUGAUUUCCUCGAGCUCGAAGAAAGCAGUAUCGCAAAGACCUUGGGUAUCCGAUGGCAAGCGAGUGCCGACGAGUUUUUCUUUGUCCCUCCCGAAUUAAUCCAUCGGGAAUCCUGCACGAAACGCAAUGUGUUGUCCCAGAUUGCGAAGCUGUUUGAUCCAGCGGGAUGGCUUGCCCCCUUUGUCAUCCAAGCUAAGAUGUUCAUGCAGGAGGUGUGGUUACGAGAGUUAGGUUGGGACGAGGACCUUCCUGGCGAUCUGCGUCAAACGUGGGAGACCUUCCUGCAGAGUUUUCCGGCCAUCCAGCAGAUCCACAUACCAAGGUGGAUCCACGUCUGUCCGACUGCCAAGGUGCAGAUUCAUGGCUUCUGCGACGCGUCUCAGCGUGCCUAUGGUGCGGCGAUCUACGUCCGAGUGGAGCGGCCGAAUGGCAUAUUCUGCUCUCUCCUGACAGCUAAGACUCGCGUGGCCCCCGUGAGGACGAUAUCCUUGCCUCGACUUGAGCUGUGCGGAGCGGUUCUUCUGGCAGAAUUGUCCGCUGCCAUCCUUCCACAGAUGCCGCUAGACAGUAGCCAGGUAUCCUUCUGGACCGACUCUACCAUUGUGCUGGCCUGGCUGCACAAACCAGCGUGCGAAUGGACCACGUUCGUGGGCAAUCGAGUCGCCAAGAUAGCGCGCUGCAACUCCGGCGAGCUGUGGAGUCAUGUUCGAUCGGAAGACAAUCCUGCCGACCUAGCCAGCCGAGGUAUAGGACCCAUCGACCUCGCGGGAACGACAUGUGGUGGCAUGGUCCUGCUUGGCUGCGUCUUCCGCAGUCACAGUGGCCGUGUCCACUGGACCCAUUCCCGGAGACUGACUUGGAGAAGCGAGCAGUCAAGGUGCUGCAUACAAGUAGCACAUCCUCUGACAUCCUCAGCCGAUUCUCGGAUCUCGGGCGAGCUUUGCGCGUGCUUACCUAUGUGCAGCGAUUCAUCCAACGAUGCAGAGGAGGGUCAGUCCACAAUUCCAACGAGGUAA